Molecule: messenger RNA, 727 nt
Organism: Sesamum indicum (sesame)
Lineage: Eukaryota; Viridiplantae; Streptophyta; Magnoliopsida; Lamiales; Pedaliaceae
Gene: RTL1
Product: RNAse THREE-like protein 1
Biological process (GO): regulation of RNA splicing; regulation of cell cycle
Molecular function (GO): RNA binding
Source: RefSeq, a predicted model, not a curated record
UAGUGAUCCACGUACUCACCCUUUUAUGUUCUGUUAGGUACAAUCCAAUACACCACCAUUAAUACCUCACCUCCCCUACCAACCACACCCCUGACUAUGAACAUAUAUAUUAAUGGGUACAACUUUCUGAGCCAAAAUUUGAUCUAUGAACAGAUAACAUCACAAACAUGGAACAAAGCAGGAUGGUAGGAGGGCCUGUCGAGCAAGAGAGCACAACUGAAAACACACAUGAGAAAAGAGCUGAUGAAGGCAAGAUUUCCGGGGAAUACAACCCAACCUCUGCUGGCUCCGGCACUAAAGAUGCUGCAAGGAAGGGAUCCCCAAAGGCAGAUUUGCAUGAAUUGUGCGCUCAGGAACACUGGAAGCAGCCUGUGUUCGAGUGCUGCAAUGAGGAAGGUCCUGAUCAUAAUAAACUGUUCACUUUCAAGGUUGUCGUUGAGACUGAAGAAGCAUCAAUGGCGGUCCUAGAGUGUUUCGGCAACCCCCGACCAAGUAAAAAAGCAGCAGCAGAGGAUGCCGCAGAAGGGGCACUCUGGUGCUUGAAACAUAUGGGUUAUCAGCUAAAGAAGCAGUGAAGCCAAAAAAGAUCCCUGAUUUCAUAUAUAAUGUUUUGCUGGUAGUAAUCAAAUAUUCAAAACUCACAGUUUGCUUAGCUCAGAUCAUUCAAGCCCACAUUAUUUUAUUUUUAAUUUAUUUCACAAGACUCGAGCAAUUAAAAGUGGCCCAA